ACGCAUGCGCCGGUAGGGAGCGCAAUCACAGACAGAGCUUGCGGCCGCCGGCUUAAAAAAGGAAACCCCCGACUGCGAGAGCGCGGAGGAAAUCUGGCGGCCAGCGCGUGCGCGCUCCCGUGAAAGAAGAGCACAAGAAAUAAACUAUUACUGUCAUCGUUGAUUGGACUAUUAUGCUGAUCCCCCAAGUCAAGGAAAAAAAGCUGCUGAAACUCAGAAGCUGAUUCUGUCUCAAUAUAAGAUGCCUUUGGGAAAUUCUGCAUUCCUCUUAGAUGGAUCUUUAGAACUUGGUCGAGAUAUAGAUCAUUUUCAUCAAUCCAGGAGCCAACUUCAGGCCCCCUGACAGUCAUCACACACUCCCACAGAAUUUUGAGACUGAUGGUCAACCAUAUAGAAGAAUACAUUGAACCUGUAGUUUUCUGAAGAAUCAGUUCAAAAGAUCCCCAAAAUACAAAAGGAGAAGUACAAAUGUCUACCACGAGACGAAAACGUAAUAUGUUAUGUUGUUUACCGUAAGCUGCAGUAAAAUGAGCUCGAUUGUUGACAGAGAUGAUGGUAGUCUUUUUGAUGGAUUGGUGGAAGAAGAUGACAAGGACAAAGCAAAAAGAGUAUCUAGAAACAAAUCUGAAAAGAAACGCAGAGAUCAAUUUAAUGUUCUCAUCAAAGAAUUGGGAUCCAUGCUUCCUGGUAAUGCUAGAAAGAUGGACAAAUCUACUGUUCUGCAGAAGAGCAUUGAUUUUUUACGAAAACAUAAAGAAAUCACUGCACAGUCAGAUGCUAGUGAAAUUCGACAGGACUGGAAACCUACAUUCCUUAGUAAUGAAGAGUUUACACAAUUAAUGUUAGAGGCUCUUGAUGGUUUUUUUUUAGCAAUCAUGACAGAUGGAAGCAUAAUAUAUGUGUCUGAGAGUGUAACUUCAUUACUUGAACAUUUACCAUCUGAUCUUGUGGAUCAAAGUAUAUUUAAUUUUAUCCCAGAGGGCGAACAUUCAGAGGUUUAUAAAAUACUCUCUACUCAUCUGCUGGAAAGUGACUCAUUAACCCCAGAAUAUUUAAAAUCAAAAAAUCAGUUGGAAUUCUGUUGUCAUAUGCUUCGAGGAACAAUAGACCCAAAGGAGCCAUCUACCUAUGAAUAUGUGAAAUUUAUAGGAAAUUUCAAAUCUUUAAACAAUGUAUCUACUUCAGCACACAAUGGUUUUGAAGGAACUAUACAACGCACACACAGGCCUUCUUAUGAAGAUAGAGUUUGUUUUGUAGCUACUGUCAGAUUAGCUACACCUCAGUUCAUCAAGGAAAUGUGCACUGUUGAAGAACCCAAUGAAGAGUUUACAUCUAGACAUAGUUUAGAAUGGAAAUUUCUAUUUCUCGAUCACAGGGCACCACCCAUAAUAGGAUAUUUGCCAUUUGAAGUUCUGGGAACAUCAGGCUAUGAUUACUAUCAUGUGGAUGACCUAGAAAAUUUGGCAAAAUGUCAUGAGCACUUGAUGCAAUAUGGGAAAGGCAAGUCUUGUUAUUACAGGUUCCUGACCAAAGGACAACAGUGGAUUUGGCUUCAAACUCAUUAUUAUAUCACUUAUCAUCAGUGGAAUUCAAGGCCAGAGUUUAUUGUUUGUACUCACACUGUAGUAAGUUAUGCAGAAGUUAGGGCUGAAAGACGACGAGAACUUGGCAUUGAAGAGUCUCUUCCUGAAACAGCUGCUGACAAAAGCCAAGAUUCUGGGUCUGAUAAUCGUAUAAACACAGUCAGUCUCAAGGAAGCAUUAGAAAGGUUCGAUCACAGCCCUACCCCUUCUGCUUCCUCCCGGAGUUCAAGAAAAUCAUCUCACACCGCAAUCUCAGACCCUUCCUCAACACCGACAAAGAUGCCAACAGAUACCAGCACUCCUCCCAGACAGCAUUUACCGGCUCAUGACAGGCUGGCACAAAGGAGGUCCUCCUUUAGUAGUCAGUCAAUAAAUUCCCAGUCUAUUGGUCAGUCAUUAACACAGCCAGUGAUGUCUCAAGCCACAAAUUUACCAGUUCCACAAGGCAUGUCCCAGUUUCAGUUUUCAGCACAAUUGGGAGCCAUGCAGCAUCUGAAAGACCAAUUGGAGCAACGGACACGAAUGAUAGAGGCAAAUAUUCAUCGGCAACAAGAAGAACUAAGGAAAAUUCAAGAACAGCUUCAGAUGGUCCAUGGUCAAGGGCUGCAGAUGUUUUUACAACAAUCAAACCCUGGGUUGAAUUUUGGUUCUGUUCAACUUUCUUCUGGAAAUUCAUCUAACAUCCAGCAACUUACACCUAUAAAUAUGCAAAACCAGGUUGUUCAAACUAACCAAAUUCAAAGUGGAAUGAAUACUGGACACAUGGGCGCAACUCAGCACAUGAUACCCCAGCAGACUAUACAGAGCACAUCAAGUCAGCAGAGUCAACAGAAUGUACUGAGUGGGCACAGUCAACAAACAUCUCUUCCUAGUCAGACACAGAGCACUCUUACAGCACCGCUGUAUAACACUAUGGUGAUUUCACAGCCGGCGGCCGGAAGCAUGGUCCAGAUCCCGUCGAGUAUGCCACAAAACAGCACCCAGGGUGCUGCCGUAACUACGUUCACUCAGGACAGACAGAUAAGAUUUUCUCAAGGUCAGCAACUUGUGACCAAAUUAGUAACUGCACCUGUAGCUUGUGGGGCAGUAAUGGUACCUAGCACUAUGCUUAUGGGUCAGGUGGUGACUGCCUACCCAACUUUUGCUGCACAACAGCAGCAGUCACAGACACUGUCAGUCACGCAGCAGCAGCAGCAGCAGCAGCAGCAGCAGCAGCAGAGUUCCCAGGAACAGCAGCUUACAUCAGUUCAGCAACCAUCUCAGGCUCAGCUGUCCCAACCACCACAGCAAUUCUUACAGACUUCUAGGUUGCUCCACGGGAACCCUUCGACUCAGCUUAUCCUUUCUGCUGCAUUUCCACUACAACAGAGCACUUUUCCUCAAUCACAUCACCAGCAACACCAGCCUCAGCAGCAACAACAGCAACUGAGUCGGCACAGGACUGACGCUUUGACCGAUCCUUCCAAGAUUCAACCACAGUAGCACACGUCUCCUCUCUGACCUCAAGGGAGGAAUGGAUUGGCCCCUAAUGAGUUGCUCAGAUGUUCUGAGGAUUAGGAGUUUCAUGAGAUGCGGUAUUGAGUGUUCUAAUUCCUGGAAUUAGUUAGCAGGGAAAAUGCUACUUAGUGGUACAGAUGUACAUUAAAUACCAGCCAUCAGGAAAUGAUCUUAGGGCCAUAGCCAAUUCCGACAGUGUUUUCAUUGCCCAGAUAUUUUUUGAUGGAAAGAGUAUAUUGCCAAAUGUUGAGAAGCUCAGCUAUGAAAUAUGACCUCUAGUGAAUCAGAAAGGCACUAACAAUGUUAGUAACUUUGAGUGGUUCUGUGCCUGUUUUCAGGGGUUUGCUUACAAUGAUGCCAUGAAGACAGUCCAGUAGACCCAGUAGGCCCUCUUCCCCAAACCCUCUCCCUUUUCAGACAAUGAUGAAAUCAUAGUUUCACAAUGUUGUGUGGGUUCAUAUUCUCUAUGUACAGAUGCUGUAAAAAUAUUAUGUAUAUGUCUGGAUACAAGGAAAGAAAGCAAAACAUUUUGUAUGCUGCAUGAAAGCAUUAUCUUCUCCUUAAAGGUAUGAGUACAUUUCCUUAGAUUCUAAUGCCAUGUGCAGACUAAUACAUCCUUUAUUUUCCCUUUUGUUUACAACACGAUAGUGUUCCAUUCACUUUUCCGGGGCACAAGUCUUUUGUUCAUACUUGGCUGUGAUGUCACAGUUUGUUCAGAGAGGUAUGAUGUGCUGCUGGGAAUGGAUUUUUUUUUCAGGUUAAAUGAUUGAAAUAACAGGCUUUUCAAGUUACUCAGAAGUAUCCCUCAUUUCAUUGUUUUUCAAUAAUGUUUGAAGAUAGGAUUUGCACUGCUUUAUUUUAGAAGGUUGGGAGUUUUGAUCUUAUAUUUUGAUAUAGUUCAUAGUUGGAAUAGUUGUAUAAAUGGCUUUCAACACCUGAAAGUAAUUUCAUGAAUGUUUCAGUUACAGGAGUAAAAUUUGCACACAAAACAUUUUAGGCACUUUUUAACAUUCUCACUGGUGGGAAUUUUAACUUUUAGGAUUUGUUGGAAUCUUUUUAUUAUCCUUCACAAUUUCAAUGGUUCUUUUAGUCAGAAAUGAUUCAGGGUUAUUUGAGGGGGAAAAAACCCAUAGUGCCUUGAUUUUGAUUCAGGUGAUAACUCACCACGUUGAACUCAUUGUCCAGUUUCAGUGGCAGUUUUGAAACCUUAGUACAUUUUUAAUAGCAUGUGGGUGUCAGUGCCAUUAUUCUCCUGAGUCCUUAUGAAGACUGCUUCGAGUCUCUUGGACUGGAGGUACAAAUAAUUUAGAAAUAAAAGAUGACAUCUUAACACCUUUAGAGUCAUUACUGUGAUCUUAAAUUGUUUUUCUCAGCAUUUUUUUGAAGCUAAGUAGUCAUUGCAGAAUUAUCAGUAAAUAUUUGCUCAGUAUGAUUUCUACAAAGAAAAAAGUGUAGGAAUUUGCUUUGCCUUCAUACAACACUAGAGUAAUGUAACUCACAUGCUUUCUAAACAUGAACUAAGAUUUCAUUUGGCAAUUUCAUAUUCCAAAGGUAAUAAAUUCCAACAGAAAUUAUAUUCGUAAAAAGCAUUUUAUAUAUUCUAUGGUACUAAUAAUUAAAUUUACAACUAUAGAGCAAGGGAAAAUUAAUGGAAAAUAUCUUGCUAGAAUAUUAAAAAUUAUUACUGAGGAUAGGGAAAACAGCAAGCUGUAAUACAUCAAAACUGAAUUUAGAAAAAAAUGCAUAACAGAAUCCAGGCUGUUAAACAGGAAAGGCUUUGAGCAGUGAAGGUAACCUAAUACAGACUUGUUGGAUGAAGGAGUCGGAGGAACUCUGCGCCCAUUCCUAACGCUUUUCUGUCCUCAGCUUUGCUGUUAUCCAUAAGGGAUCCGUUGUCUUUCUGUAGAAAACCAUUCCUGGCCACACUUAAAUUAGAAGAUGUUGCAAAUGAAAACAACCAAAGAAAGUUGGUACCUACCCUUCUGUUAAGAGAAGUGUCACUAGAUACCAAUCAGUAAUCAACAUAUCAAGAGCUCCUCUUCUAGCUAAAUGGUCAUCCAGAAGAGAUUUCUGACUUUCUCAUGAAUGUCAAGGAUAGUUGUCAAGCGUAUGUGUGUGCUUGAGCAUACAUACACACAGACAAAAUUGAUGUUGUAAAAUAGGGCAACAGUAUUAAUUCCCUUCCCUUUCAAAUUGCCUUUGUUAAAUAACCAUGUUAUGCCAUUCCAUAUAUAUCUGAGUUGUGCCUCAUUCAUUCAUGGGUGAUAUCUAGUGAUAGGGAUUUAUCUAAUGAAAGAGAUGAAGAACUAUUAAGGUUUAUCUUCCAAGUACCAUGCUUAAAAGAAAGAUGGUGGACCGUGAGUACUGUGUACUUAGAUUUAAAAAAGCCAAGCCUAAGACAAAUUAGGCAAAAUCUUGCAUUUAUAAUAGGCAAAAUCUUGCAUUUAUAAUUUCUGUUGUUCCUCGCAGUUUUUUUCUGCUUAGAAUUGGCUGCUUAAAUUUAAAGGAACAGCUACCUGCUUCUCCUUUGUCGUCAGUAGGCAUAUGUUGUGUUGGAAAAGCUGCUAAGCACCACGGCCUCUUAGCUCCUCGUUUAACUGAUUUCCUCUGCUUCUCUUGAACUUAGAUUGCAAAGUUGCCCCUGCCCCCUUGACUGUUCUGAUGAAUAGUCAGCAGUUGCCUGAUCUUCAUUCAUUUCUGUAGCCAAAGUUGUUAACUGAAAUCCUAAAUCUAAGUUGUGAAAAAACACAAAGUAGGAAACACCUUUAAGCUACUUAAAAACCAUUUUUCUUCUGCUUUACUCUCAUGGUCAUUUUUUCUUCAAAAUAAGACAUUUUAUUCUAGGUGGCACUUUUUGGGUAAGAAACUGUAGAAGAUCAGGCCAAAUGUUAGCUGUUGUGCAGUGGUUAUCUGCUUUGGACUGCCUCGGCACUGAGUGAGUCAGUAAGUAUUGUUUUAACAACUACAAGUGAAGUAGAGAAGGACCAAUGGAAUUGCUGCUGAGAGUGGUGUCAAACCUGAGCCUAGACACUCACAAAUUCUCUUUUUUGAGUGGGAAAUACUGACUGAAAAGCAUACAUGGAGGGUGCAGGUAGCAUUAAUACUAGUCUCCAAACUCUGUCCUAAGUUGAGGGGGUAGUUUGAGCCCUGUGCUCUGCUUUGUCACUUAAAUAUGGUUUAGGAAUAUACCAGUAAUAAGAGGAUGCCUGUGACUUUGAGUGAUUAUAGAAUACUGAGUUCAGGAGAGUGGAAAUGAUAACUUGGAUUCUUCAGAAGUGCUGUAGUUGUUGGUUGUUGCCUUAAAGCAGUCUGUCUGCAGUUUGGCACUGCAGCAGUGUGGCUCUGUUGCAGGCAUUGGGCGCUGAAGGGAGAUGAACCCUUGUUCAAGAAGCCUUAGAUAGGGUCCUACAGACAGGGGAAAGUUAUUAACUGGAUGUUACUCAACAUGUUUAAAAUGUUUCCACUACAUUGAGGUAAAACCCUUUUUUUUUUUUUGAAGUAGAAUGCAAACAGCAUUUUACUCUAGUAUUGUUCAUUUAUUGUUUUCUUUUUCUUUGGUGAUUGAAAGUUUGUUGAACAUUUGUAUAAAACUCAUGCAAAUCUAUGACCUUUCCAAUAUCUGUGACCCUGUUCAUAGUCCCUCGGGAGUCAGUGUUGGAAGGUGUAAACACUGGAUAUUGCUAUUGCUGAGUGAGUCUACCCAGGAGUACGUCGAUCGGAAUUUUUAGAUGGUGGAAAAGAAACAGCACAAAGGCACUUGCCAUUUUAAUAGUGAUUGAGGAAAGAGAACCUUUUAAGUUUGUAUGUGUUGGGUGAGCAUUGUUCUAAAAGGAGCUUCUGAAGUAACUGCAAAGGAAAAGAGUCGACUAUUUUUAUAGCAUAUUUAAUAUAUUUGUAUAUAACUAAGACUAUAGUAGGAACCACCCUCCACACGCCUCCCACUUUUCUACUCCCCCCACCCCUUGCCAUAGCACUAGCAUAGCCUCGUCCGCAUGGGUAAUGUGCCUAUUGUCAGCCUACCAAAAGAUAGUGCUGCUGCUUUCUGAGACAGGUGAGAAGACCCAACUCUCAUGCCUGGGGAUCCUUUUAUAGGAAUAGCACACACUUAAAACAACAUACCACAGUCUAAAAGCAUCAUUUUGAAAUAUAACAAGCACUUUAUUGCAAUUAUUCAUUUUGAUAAAGUUUGUCUUAGGCAUUAUCAUUUCUAAUGGAUCCCCAAAUCAUCACUUAGGUGAAAUUUUAAAAUGACACAUUUCUGAGAAAUGUUUAGAUCCAGUGAACCGUAGUAGGUUUAUGGGAGUGAUUUCAAGGUAGCCAAAUGAACUUGACUUUUGUUUUGAAUGUGGUGGAGUUGAGACUGUCGAUGCUAGUCCAUUUAGACACUAUUGUAAACCUAUCUUGCCUAAUGUGUGGACACCAAAAGAGCCUGUUUAUUUUCAGAUGUGUAGGAAAAUUUUAUCAGUGUGAAUAGAUGUACAGAACUAACCUAAAAGUGAUUGUUAGUAAUAUUUUAGAAUACAAUCAUUUCAAGAAUUAUUCUGGGUGUUUUAAAUGUGCUCUGAAAUGUUGGCAUGUCAUUUCAGCGUUCCCGUUUGAAUUGCUCUUGUAAUAUUUUUGCACAAAAAGGACUAAGAAAAAGACUACUUUGGUUGAAGAAAAAAGUAUUUUUAUUUUAAUGACUCCUGUGGAAACACUGGGGAUGAAUUUUGUUGGUGUAGUUAUAAUUCAGGAUAUUUAAAACAGUAUUGAACAGCUCACAAGAAAUUAAACAACUUGGAUAUUUAAAAAUUAAAACUCCAUGUGACUGUUUUGCAUAUUUCCCCCAUCAUAAUUUAACACUACAUUCCUUGUUUUUCUUAAAUAAAAUACUUUGCAGGUUGUUUUGAGUAUUUAACAUAUUUUGUAAGCUACCUGGGUUUUCCUAAGGAAAUGUCCUUUGAUGAAACAGGAUAUAGUCUAUGAAGAAAUAAAGUGAAAUUCCAUUACCACCACCAGCAAACACUGAGGUGCUGCAUUAAGUGACAAUCAAAAUAGUGAGUAUUUAUGGAAGAAUUUAGAAAGUGGUUUUAAAGCAAUUGCUUUGUAAGCAGUUCUCUGGGUUUCUUGAAUAAAAAUGGCUACAUGUAUUUAUUUAUAUUUUUGAAUAUCUUUGUGCUGUUUUCUUAUCAGAGCAAUCUCAUAGUGUCAUGUAUUUAAUUUGUGGUUUCUUUUGUUUUGCCUUGUAGUCCUUUACUUUAGAGAACUGGCUUUUCUUCUGUGGGGUGCAGUCUCUAGCCCUCAUGACACCUCCGCACAGGCCAUCCAGACCUGUUGUACUUCAGAACAGCAGUGGAAGGCCCAGAUCCAGAUGCCUCUGCACUUCCCUCCUGUCCCAAACUCAUUUAAGAAAAACAAAACAAAGGUAACUUCCUUCAAGUUUGCUUUGUAUAGCUCCAACCUUUUUCUAGUUUUACUUGCUGCCUUUUCCAUUUUGGGGGCACUUUUUAUAUGAUUACAGCCAAAGGCCAGUACAACAGAACCAACGGCGGCGUGCAACGGCGGUUGGUUGGUGCAGAACCAACAGGCGGCCAAUGCCUGUUUUGCCCAUUUGGGGAACUGUUAAUAAAAAGGAUCAGCAUCUUCUAACGGCCCUUACUAUCAUAUCCAUAUUAAAAUCCACUUAAGGUCUUUAAGCAUAGGCGGAUAAUGUGUACACACUGCAAACUCUUCCACAGAAAAUGUUUGCUGUCUCUGUGGUGUAAUGUUGCUUGGUUCUUUAAAAACAAAAUAAAACCUUUAUACAUAGCACUAUUCAGAAAAGCAGUGAUUGAACAUUGGAAGCCUAGGAACCAGAGGGUUCUUCUUGCUGGUGGGCACUGGAGCAGUGUUCUCUACUUCAGGUCUCCCAGAGGUAGCUCCUGAGUCCCACAGGUGCAGGGCACUUGUCUCGCUUUUGGGAUCCCUUAGAGAACGGUAAUUAAAGCAAGUUGGAUUAAAUGAUGUAACAUAAGUUUCUUAACUCUGAGGGUUAAAUUGAAGAUGUGUUCUCAAAUGUAUGCUUUUACAUUUCUGAGGAAACAAACUGUGACAUCGCGUUAAAAAGGACAUCCAGAUGUUUUAUAAUAGGUGUUCUCUAGUUGGCCUGUACUGGUACAAAUUCACUGCUGGCCACGGUUGUGCCAUGACUAGAAGCUAUACUAUCUUCAUAAGUUUUCUGUAACUAGACAAUCAUCAUCAAGCAAAAAAAAUGUCCUGUUAACUUUUCAGUAGCCAUAAACAGCUGUAACUUUAGACGAGUCUAGAAUCAAGUUGGAAGCUAUUUUAUUGCAUAAGCUGGGGAAGGACCUCUGUAUGGCACUUGCCCAUUCACUCUGUGUAAAGAUUGAAGCCCAAAGAUGAGUUUAAUUCGUGCUGUAUUGAAACCAGUUAGUGCAAAAAACCAAAAAAAGUUUUAUCUUUGUAAAUUUUUCAUUGUUAACAUGAGUUGGUAGCUGUAAAAACAGACACCGAAUUCUUUCUAAUGUUCUGUGUGCUACACUGCUGUCCUUACUGCUUGGUUCUUGGUUUUAAAUAAAAUUUAGAUGUAGCCUAACAAUCUUACUUUUGAAAGGGUGGAGCUGCAAAUGGCUAACUGAUCUUCUCAUGGAGUACCUCUUUUUCGCUAAAGCAAACACCGAACUGAAAUCCAAGUAGUUAUACAAGAAACAAGCCUGACCAUUUUCCAGGUAGUCUUUAGCCCAAAUUCUGAACUACACAGAAGCACGAAGGGAUCAUGAAUGGUUUCCAUGGUGCUAUCUUAGGUUCUCUGCUGAUUUUCAUGAGCUACGUGUGGAAAUACAAUGCUGUAUAAAAUAUGGAUCAUUUUGUUACCAAUUUAAUAUUGCCAUUUUAAUUCAGUUUUAAAAUUGGUUCCACUUGCUUAUCAAAGCUACCCUUUAAGAGGUACAACUGUUAUUUACCUUCACUCAGGCCUCUUGCUAUAUGAUCAGUUUUCCAAGUUAUGAUAUGCAUAGUUUUUUUAAAACUACAUGUACUAUUAUAAUGCUCUUGCCCAUACUCUUGUAUUCAGAACCUAAAGUUACAGAAGAGCCAAGCACUAGCAUUUUUUUUGUAAGUGUAAAAAAAUUAGGUCCAAACUUUGUUUCCUUAUUCAAUCUUAAAAAUAAAAAAUACCUCAGUGCUGUUUUCAA
This is a messenger RNA of Artibeus jamaicensis (Jamaican fruit-eating bat), 10252 nucleotides long. It is a transcript of the gene CLOCK, whose product is annotated as clock circadian regulator. Lineage: Eukaryota; Metazoa; Chordata; Mammalia; Chiroptera; Phyllostomidae. Bases 501 to 3065 code for a protein of 854 amino acids. Gene Ontology annotation, biological process: regulation of transcription by RNA polymerase II; circadian regulation of gene expression. Gene Ontology annotation, molecular function: E-box binding; protein dimerization activity; DNA-binding transcription factor activity, RNA polymerase II-specific. The record is from RefSeq and is a predicted model, not a curated record. Gene Ontology annotation, cellular component: cytoplasm; CLOCK-BMAL transcription complex; nucleus. The transcript is spliced from 25 exons.